Molecule: messenger RNA, 1575 nt
Organism: Ixodes scapularis (black-legged tick)
Lineage: Eukaryota; Metazoa; Arthropoda; Arachnida; Ixodida; Ixodidae
Exons: 2
Coding region: 1-1575 (524 amino acids)
Biological process (GO): DNA integration
Molecular function (GO): zinc ion binding; nucleic acid binding
Source: RefSeq, a predicted model, not a curated record
AUGGAGAUUAGGACUACGCCUAAGGACGUCAGCCAAAUCCACAGCGUGGCUAAAGAUGGACCUGGACCGUCACCGCCUGCACAACAUCAUGCGAAGCCUGAAACCAAGCAAGCGACUUCCGUGUGCUAUCGAUGCAACGGGGCACACUCUCCUCAGGAUUGCCACUUCAAGAACGCCACAUGCCUGUUCUGUGGCCGCAAAGGACAUAUUGUCAAAGCCUGUCUUCAAAAGAAGGCUAAGAAAAGUCCUCCAAGAGCAAGACGGGGGACGGCGCAAGCUGAUCUUUUAGACGGCGAUACCACCAAGAUGUACGAGCUGUACAACCUCUCGUCCAACGAACCUGCUAUCCUCGUAGACGUCGACAUCGACGGACAGCCAACAGCGAUGGAGGUUGACUCAGGAUAUGAACUAUCAACUUAUAAGGGAUGCAUCAUUUGGGGAAGCCGGCUUGUUAUUCCCAAAGUGGCACAAUCCACUGUACUCGACAUCUUACACACAGCCCAUCCAGGCAUUGUAAGGAUGAAGGCACUAGCGAGGAGUACAGUCUGGUGGCCUGGCAUCGACCAUGACAUUGAAGAAAAGGCUGCAAAUUGCUCCACAUGCCAAGAACACAGACCAUCAAUGCCACGGGCACCAGUGCAUCCCUGGGAGACGACGCAACAUCCCUGGUCACGUCUACACGUUGACUUUGCAGGACCUUUCAAGGGAAAGAUCUUUCUGAUCGUGGUCGAUUCAUUCUCGAAAUGGCUCGAUGUAUGUAUUAUGAAUUCUAUGUCUUCCUCAGCCGUCGUACAGAAACUGAGGAUGCUGUUUGCCGAACACGGAGUGCCAGAUGUCAUUGUCAGUGAUAAUGGCACAGCCUUCGUUUCGGCCGAAUUCAAGGAAUUUACAAGCCGCAACCAGAUUCGACACGUGGCAGUGGCACCUUACCACCCUUCAUCGAAUGGCCAGGCCGAACGAAUGGUGAGAGAAACCAAGGAGGCACUCACUCACAUAAAUUCAGGCGACGUAAACGUCGAUUUGGCGCGAUUUUUGUUCCGUCAACAUACACUGCCACAUUCCUCAACGGGCAGGAGUCCUGCGGAACUAUUGAUGAACCGACGCCUGAAAACAGCAUUAGAUCGCCUGCAUCCAGAUUCUCAGUUCCAUUCAUCAUGGAAACAAGAGGACAAGUUUCUCCAGGAAGGGAAGAAGGCACGACUAUUUACAGUAGGUGAAAACGUUUAUGCAAGAAAUUACUUGUCCGGUGCCAAGUGGACCCCUGGAGUAGUCACAGCCGUGACCGGUCCACUAUCCUAUAGGAUUGAAACAGAAGAUGGACGAUCUUGGCGUCGCCAUGUUGACCAGUUGCGCAGGAGGCCAGCGACAACUUCUGCAGGAAACUCGGAAGAUAACUCUUCAGUUGACUUGAGUUUAACUGCUCUACCUGAAGCGGUCUCCGAAGAAGCGGACGUUAGGUCCGAUGCCACACCAGCAGUCCAACCAGCUGGUUCUACAACAGUUUCCCCUAGCAACUCUUCGAGACCUCAAAGAGCAACGCGCCGCCCUACUUAUCUUAACGACUAUGUGCCUUAG